Molecule: messenger RNA, 1225 nt
Organism: Drosophila hydei
Lineage: Eukaryota; Metazoa; Arthropoda; Insecta; Diptera; Drosophilidae
Product: myb-like protein D
Exons: 4
Coding region: 116-1225 (369 amino acids)
Source: RefSeq, a predicted model, not a curated record
AUGCCCAUCGAACUUAUAACUGUUCUCUUAAAUCUGAUGCCUUGCUGUGCGCUUUUCAUAUUUUCAGAAAUUGAAGAAAUUUUUUUGAGCAGUUGAUUUUUGGGAACAACUCGCUAUGACUUCCUUUAACACGCCUGCUAUUUUGAUGCCUCUCGACGAAUAUUACGUGCAGUGUGUAGAACCCAAACCAAAAAUUCCCAAACGUUAUGGAUUCCAUGCGGAUAAGAGACAACGACAAGCGGCACGUCUGCAAUCUUACAAAGAUAACUCCGCUGAUGAAGAAGACGAGUUUGAAGAUGAGGGGGAAGAACCAAAACAAGUGGAUGAGCAUUAUUCUUGCAAACAGGACUCAAAUAUGGAUGAAAUUAGUUUUGACUCUAAGGAUUUUAAUCACCUGUGUGAACCAACCGACGAGCCAAUGGACACAAGUAAAGGAGCUGAAGUGUUAAAAACGGAAAUACCUGUCACUUCUGUACAGUGGCGCAUAAAACCAAAUAAUGUGAAUCGUCCUCAAGGAGCAGCACCUUUGGUACCGAAGGAUGCGCCGCGUAAUCAGCCAAAAUCUCAAAGUGCGCGCCGCUAUCAAAAUAAGCCACAAAAUCGACGUCCUUUUAAUCUCAAAAACAAUAACAACAACAAGCAUAAUAACACUCAUUAUACCAAAAAUAAGAAUACAUCCAAUCGUAAUAAUGCUCUGAACAACCGUCUAGGUAAUAACCCAGUCCGUAAUCAGCAGCGUGGUCAAAUGCCUACGGAACAGCGUUUGCGGAACGCGUACAAUAGAUUUAACAAUACACCAACAAAUAAUCAUAGCAGCAAUAAUAAUAAUUAUACCAACAAUAAUAAUUAUAAGAUUCGAACAAUUUCAAAUGAAUUGGCACGGUCUAAAAAUACCUACAAUGGAGCAUUAGGACAGCCAAUGAACCAGUUAAAUAUUGUACCGAAUAAAGCAAACGGUGACAUUGUUGCUUCGGAUUCACUACGUUUGGCGGAUCUAAUGAACAUGGACAAGGAAAGCUGUGUGAAUUUGAACGUGGCCGAGGUGGCCAAGAAUGCGAUGUUGUUGUUAAGUACUGUUUUUCACAAGCCCAUACUGGAUGAGGAUGUGCAGCAGCAAUUGUCGCAAAUGCAGAAAAAAAAUGGGCACUCCGGAGAACCACACGGACUCGAUAUGACCAUAAAACCGGAAACUACCGAGAUGCGAAUGUAUCAUCGAUUCAAGUAG